Molecule: messenger RNA, 1721 nt
Organism: Helicoverpa zea (corn earworm)
Lineage: Eukaryota; Metazoa; Arthropoda; Insecta; Lepidoptera; Noctuidae
Product: fatty acyl-CoA reductase wat-like
Exons: 11
Coding region: 88-1716 (542 amino acids)
Biological process (GO): long-chain fatty-acyl-CoA metabolic process
Cellular component (GO): peroxisome
Molecular function (GO): alcohol-forming very long-chain fatty acyl-CoA reductase (NADP+) activity
Source: RefSeq, a predicted model, not a curated record
UUCCCUUGUAAAGUCAGUUCCGUGCUAUUAUUGGAUUGAUCACUGUAUCGAUCUGAAGAAAAAGGCGGCAAAUAACCAGUAGUCACAAUGGUUACCAAGGAGGAAAUAGAUCCAGCUCAGGCCUUUGAGUCUAAAUUAAUGAGUCUGAAUAAGACUAUGGAUGAACUGACUGCUCGUGGAGACUCGGAGGUGCAGCAGUUCUACCACGGCACCACAGUGUUCGUGACAGGCGGCUCCGGCUUCCUCGGCAAGCAGCUCGUAGAGAAACUCUUCAGGGCCACGAAAGUAGCAAAAGUCUUCGUUCUGUUGAGACCAAAGAAAGGAAAACAGAUGUUGGAGAGGCUUCAAGAAAUGUUAAAGGACCCCGUUUUCGAUAUUCUUCGGGACACACAGCCAGACUUCAUUGACAAAUUAGUACCAAUAGCUGGUGAUGUCGCUGACAUGAGACUGGGAAUCAGCAAUAAAGACUGGGAUACUAUUACAGAGGAGACGGAUAUUGUAAUGCAUAUGGCUGCGACCACGAGGUUUGAUGAGCCACUUCGAGUUGCCACACUAAUUAACGUGCGAGGUGCAAGGGAGGCGCUACUCCUUGGAAAAGCCUGCAAGAAGCUCAAGUCCUAUGUCCACGUUUCAACAGCGUACGCGCAUGCCUGCGACUUCCGUAUCAACGGUGACGUGUUGGAAGAUUUCUACAAAAGUCCAGUUGACCCUGAGGCUCUCAUAAAGCUGGCAGAAACAACUGACGAAGAAAGACUUAAUAAGAUUUCUGAUAAUUUAAUUACCAAUUGGCCGAAUACGUAUUCGUUUGCUAAAGCCGUAGCCGAGGAGACAGUCAAGACUUUGGGCGAAAAUAUGCCUCUCUGCAUAGUGAGGCCAGCAAUAGUGGUUCCUGCCAAACGAGAGCCAAGACCAGGUUGGACAGAUAUCUCAAACGUUUAUGGAGCCAGUGGUACUAUGGCAGGAUCAGGUCUAGGUCUCAUGCAUGCUCUCUUCACGGACAACGAGACUCGAGUGGGUCUGAUCCCCGUGGACUAUGUCAAUAACACUACUAUUGCCGCCGCCUACGAAACAGCAAAGAGAGUAGCUGCUGGAGAUAACAGCAUUAAGAUCUAUACCGUUACUGGGUCUACGAGAAAUCCUGCAAAAUGGGGCAAGUUACAUGAAUAUAUAUCUACUGAAAGCAGAAAAUACACCACCCCGCUGGCUGUGUUCUACGGGUUUGCGUGGCAGACAACUAAUCCUAUCAUAUUCUGGAUAUAUUCCUGGCUUCUACAUCUGAUACCUGCCUACGUUGUCGAUGCUGUCUGCUUCGCUAUCGGAAAGGAGAGAAGAUUCGUAAAAAUUUACAAGAAAAUGUACAAACUACAAGUAGUAUUAUCUUACUUCACCUGUUUCCAAUGGCGGUUUAUCGACGACAACACUGCUAAACUCUUCGAUAGUUUAUCGGAAACCGACAAAGUUAUCUUCGAAUUUGAUGUGAAUAAAAUUGAUUGGAAAGAAUACAUGGUCAUUUGGUAUGUAGGAAUCAGAAAAUACAUUUUCAAAGAUGGUUUGAAAGGUACAGUGAAGGGAGUCCAAAGGCAACAGAUUUUCAAGUACCUCUCAUUUUUUAUUAUUGGACCUCUGUAUUUCUAUGCUUUAUUUAAAUUGUUCUUUUGGUCUUUGUUAGCUUUAUGUUAUACUUCGAGAUAUUUAUUGUCAAUAAAACUAUUUUAAUCUGU